GACACAAGAAAGACAUACAAAAAAAAAAAAAAAAAAAAAGAAAGAAAGAAAGAAAGAAAGGGGGAAAUGGCCUGUCACAUCCUUACCCAGUCCAUUUCCAUGUGCCCACUACUACCUUCUUCUCCUUAGACCCUCUCCCUUCUUUCUUCCCCAAAAAUCAGAAACCUAGGGUUUCUUCUUCUUUUUUAUUUUUUUUUUAAAUAAUAAAUUAUUUGUUUUUUUUUUCUUUGGUUUUGCUUGAUUUCAGUUUCAAUUUCAAUCUAAUCAGUAACUUACAGAGCUACAGUAAAAAAAUCAAUUGCAAAUUUUCGAAAAUUCAAAUUCUGUUAUUUCCAUCAACACAUGGAAGAACAACGAAUACAGCAACAGCAGCAGCGACAAGAACAAGAAGGAGGGUAUAGACCUAGAAUUCAAGAAAAUGAACAGCAAAGGUUAUUUGGUAAUUCUAUACAAGACCCUGAGCUGAUGACCAUCGAUCAAUGUGAAACUAUGCGUGAAUUAGACGAUUCGCAGCUCGUCGGACCUCCUCCACCUCCGUCUCUGCCUCCUCCUGCUGCUGCUGCGACGGCUAUUGUUAAUAUGGUUGAUGUUGAAGUUAGAAGUGCAGUUAAAGCUGUGGAUGUGAGUACGGUCAAGCGAAAACGUGGCCGUCCUCCUAGAAUUCAGGGGAAAACAACGGGCCCACCUUCGUCGCAGCCUAAGAGGAAAACAACGACGACUGAUGAUGAAGAAGAUGUUUGUUUCAUUUGUUUUGAUGGUGGAAGUCUUGUUCUUUGUGAUCGCCGGGGUUGCCCUAAGGCUUAUCAUCCGGCUUGUAUCAAGCGAGAUGAAUCAUUCUUUCGAUCGAAAGCUAAAUGGAAUUGCGGGUGGCAUAUAUGUAGCAAUUGUCAGAAGGCUUCACAUUAUAUGUGCUAUACUUGUACAUACUCCUUAUGCAAAGGGUGCACUAAAGAUGCUGAUUAUGUUUGUGUGAGAGGGAAUAAAGGGCUUUGCGGAACAUGCAUGAGAACUAUUAUGCUGAUUGAAAAUGUUACAGUGGGAAAUACAGAAGCAGUUCAAGUGGAUUUUGAUGACAAAACUAGCUGGGAGUAUCUCUUUAAAAUCUACUGGAUUUUCUUAAAGGGUAAACUAUCUUUAACAGUAGAUGAGCUAACUAAAGCUAAAAAUCCAUGGAAAGGCGAUGAGCUACCUAAAGCUAAAAACUCCUGGAGAGGGUUUGGCAGCAUUUUUGCUCCCAAGGAGGUACAUACAGGUGAACUUAUUCAUGGUAAUGAUGAAAAAAGUCCUUUUUUAGACAACUGCUAUGGAAAUGUGGAGGCAAAUCAUUCUAAGAGAAGAAAAACUAAGGAUCAACCAGAGGAUCUCAGUGAACAGAAUUCUGUAGUUAUGGAAAAAUCAGUUGUUGACAAAGUCACACCUUUGCCUGAAGGGACAAUGUGGGCAACAAAGGAGCUCUUAGAGUUUGUUUCUCACAUGAGAAAUGGGGAUACAUCUAUGUUAUCUCAGUUUGAUGUCCAGGCUCUUUUACUAGAUUAUAUAAAAAGAAAUAAUCUUCGUGAUCCUCGCCAGAAAAGUCAAAUUAUUUGUGAUUCAAGACUCAAAAAUCUGUUUGGAAAGCCACGCGCGGGCCAUUUUGAAAUGCUAAAGCUUCUUGAAUACCACUUUCUUAUUAAAGAAAAGUCUCCAGCAAAUGACAGUGUUAGAGUGGGAGUUGCUGAUGCUGUUGGUAGCCUAUUAGAGGCUGCUGGAAGCAGUGAUAGUCAAAUGAUUAUGGGUAAUGAUAGAAGGCGUAGAACACGUAAGAAGAUGGAUGAGAGAGGACCACAUGUUAAUCUUAAUCCAGAUGAUUAUGCAGCAAUAGAUGUUCACAACAUUAACUUGUUAUACCUAAAGCGUAAUUUGAUGGAGAACCUAAUGGAUGACACUGAGAAGUUUCAUGAAAAGGUCGUUGGAUCAUUUGUGCGAAUUAGGAUUUCAGGUGGUGAUCAAAAGCAAGACAUGUAUAGGCUUGUCCAAGUUGUAGGUACUAGCAAGGUGGCUGAAUCAUAUAAAGUUGGCUCUAGAACAACUGAUUUCAUGCUUGAAAUAUUAAAUUUGGACAAGAAGGAGGUUGUAUCUAUUGAUGGAAUUUCAAAUCAGGAAUUUUCAGAGGAUGAAUGCAGACGUUUACGCCAGAGUAUAAAAUGUGGUCUUAUCAAACGGUUAAAAGUGGGUGAGAUUCAGGAGAAAGCAUUGGCGCUUCAACCUGUCAAAGUUAGCGAUUGGCUGGAAGCAGAGGUGUCACGGCUUAAUCAUCUUCGUGACCGAGCUAGUGAAAAAGGACACAGGAAGGAGCUCAGAGAAUGUGUGGAGAAAUUAGAUCUUCUGCAGUCUCCAAAGGAACGUCAGCGCAGACUGCUUGAUAUUCCCACUGUACACGUGGACCCAAAUAUGAAUCCAAGUUAUGAAUCUGAAGAAGAUGCUGGACAAUCAUCUGAGAUGAAACAAGGUGACCAUAUGAGACUGAGAAAUACUGGCUUUGGCAGAAAGGGUAUAGAGCUCAAUUCUCCACUUAGAGAAGGUGAUCUGAAUGAUGUAGGAAACAGGGAACAUAAGAAUUUAGCUAGUGUGUGUGAGCAAACCAGAAACGUAGGCACUACUUUUUAUGUGGACAGGGAUGGUACUGCUCGAGUUCAUGAGAAAGUGAAUGAAUCUAAAUGGCGUCAGGGAGGGGGAGCGUUUGGGGCAACUAAUCACAAUAUAUCAAAGAAUCAAUUGGAUAUUGGCUUAGGAACUUAUGAUCGGAAUAGUCAAGCAGUACGAACUGAAUCACAUCCUGGGGUUGCAUCAGCCAUUAUACCUUCAUCUCUUUCCUCAGGGAGAGAGCUAUCUCUUAAUGAUUUUGAGACAGAAAAAUUGUGGCAUUAUCAGGAUCCAUUUGGAAAAGUUCAAGGGCCAUUUGCGAUGAUGCAGCUGCGUAAAUGGAGUACAAGUGGGCUUUUUCCUCCUGAUCUCAGAGUGUGGAGGAUAGACAAGAAGCAAGAUGACUCUAUUCUUUUGACUGAUGCAUUGGUUGGCGAGUGUACUAAAGUGCCACUUAAUCUUUGCAAUAGUCAUUUACUACCUCAGGAAGCAGCAGUUGCUUCUAAUGAUUCAGAACCUGGGUUCAAUCAGACUACUGAUGCAUCUCUUGCAGACAGUAAAAGAUUUGAUCAUGAACUGAAGGCAAUGCAUAAGGAUGAGACUGUCAAUGCUGAUGGUGAUGAUAAGCCUGUAAGGAGUAACAGUUUGGGCGCCCAUUGUUCCACAUGGACUAAGCCUGUGGAUGUAGCGAUUCCCAAAGAUGGCCAGGUUCAAAGUUCCUCACAACAAUGGGAAUUGUCCAAAGGUGGCGAGCUUUAUGAAACACCAUUGCCUCAAGCAACUGAAGGGCACAGGGAUGAAAAAUGGAGUCCCCAUCCUUGUAAUGCAGAUGGGAUUUCACACAAGGCCACUGAUGGUCAAACUAAAAUUGGAGAAAGUGAUGAGAAACAAGGUGAUAGUGAAGGUCAUUCAAGCCAAUCAUCUGGACAGAACUGGAGACCUCAACCCGUAGACAGUUCCUCAAGUAGAUGGGAUUCCAACACUGGUUGUGUGUCUAUGGCGAAGUCUAGUGAGAAAUCUGAGCAGAAUCAGGAAAUUGUGGUUUCUGAUCUGCCAAGUCCCACACCAAAGCAAAGCCAUGAAGAACUGAAAGGUCAAGCUGAAAACAAACUAUCAGUGUCUUCUAGUGCUCCUGUUCAGGAUUCAGGCCCUAGUUGGAGUACUGCUUCUAGUUUAGUGGUUGGCAGACAGCUUCCUGAAGUAGCUGGUGAAUGGGGUGGCUAUUCCCCUGCUUCCGCGAAACCUUCUGUUGAGGAAUGGGACUCGAAUCUUGUGUCUGUGUCUUCACUAAAACCAACCGAGGGGGCCAACGAUCAUGCUGCUACACCAACUUCAGGUACCGACAAACUGACAAAUUCUUCCCCGCCCCAGCCAGAACUUGAUACAUCUACUUGGCAGCCACUUGUCCCUGAACCCAAUGAGUUCUGCUCUUUAGUCGAUGAAUCUGUUUCAGAUCUGUUGGCUGAAGUUGAAGCAAUGGAGUCUCUUGGUGGUCUGCCUUCCCCUACAUCUAAAAUGAGUUGUGGUGGGGAGUUGACACCAGGUUCUGAUAAUGAAUGCUUUAGUCCUAUUGAGCCAUUUAGCCCAGCACUUGAUCCAGGGAAAAGUGAUGCAUUGAGCUCCACUGGUGACAUACAAAUGCCUUCUCAGUUGACUGCAGCCAGUGUAUUACUUCGGCUUUCUCUCACGCCUUCUCAGCCAACUGUAGCAGAUGAACCGCUUGCAGUGUCUCAAAUGCCUUCUCAGUUGACUGGGACUACUAAACCUCAUCGGUUAUCUCAGAUCCAGCCUCAGUCCAUUGUACCAGAUGAACCGCUCCGGGUAUCUCAGUUGCCUUCUCGGUCGAAUUUAUCGGAGGAGCCACUUGGAUUAUGGCAUACUGAUGCUCUUAAUUCUCAAAAGAGCUUUAGUGGUCAUUCAUCAUCAAGUGCUGAAGUGGAGGGUGAUGCAAAGCCCAGUGACAGUUCAGUUAACCAAUGGGAUAUACAGUCAGAAAUACAACCUCUGGCAUCGUCAAUUGUGAACCAAGGUGAAGCAGGUUCAGACAUCCAAGCUUCCACUCCAUCAACAGUUAGCCAAUUGGAAAGCGGUUCUGUUACCCAACAUCGUGCAUCAUCAACAGCAGAUACUAGAUGGGGAACUGUAAAGGAGAGCACAAACUUGAACCAGGAAGGAGUAUCUCAAGGAAGUACGAACAUGGUUUGGGGAACUGGUCAUGGGUCAAUUCAGCAACAAGCUAGUACAACUUCAGCCAUUUCUACAGGAAAUAUUGGUGGUUGGGGAAGCCAACCAAGGUAUGGUGGGGACAAUAGAUUUUCUGGUCAACGAGACCAUCAUCGUAACUAUUUUCAAAACAGAGAUUCAGGUUAUGGUAGGGAUAGAUCUUCAUGGAACAGGCAGCCAACACAUGGAAAUGGAGGUGGUUCUUUCAAGCCUCCUGGUAAAGGGCAGCGGGUAUGUAAAUUUUACGAAAGUGGGUACUGCAAGAAGGGGGCAUCAUGUACUUAUUUGCACCCAUGAUAUGUUAUUUAGAUCAUUAGAUUCCAGUUUCCACGCAAUUGUGCAUUGAAUUCUGUAAUCAAUCAAUUGUAUUAUUAGGAAGUUUGCCCUUUGUCAAUGUUCAAAUUUAACAUGAAAGAGUAUUGAAGUGGCGUA
This is a messenger RNA of Ricinus communis (castor bean), 5277 nucleotides long. Its product is annotated as zinc finger CCCH domain-containing protein 44. Gene Ontology annotation, molecular function: metal ion binding; DNA binding; protein binding. The record is from RefSeq and is a predicted model, not a curated record. NCBI's taxonomy places the organism in Eukaryota, Viridiplantae, Streptophyta, Magnoliopsida, Malpighiales, Euphorbiaceae. The transcript has 10 exons. The coding region runs from base 343 to 5142 and encodes 1599 amino acids.